Messenger RNA from Candoia aspera, 521 nucleotides. RefSeq names its product zinc finger protein 475 (gene ZNF475). Bases 168 to 494 code for a protein of 108 amino acids. Lineage: Eukaryota; Metazoa; Chordata; Lepidosauria; Squamata; Candoiidae. The record is from RefSeq and is a predicted model, not a curated record. The transcript has 2 exons.
UCCAUGUUUUAUAGGCAUUAAAAUACCUAAUCAUUCACUUUGGAGCUUGCUUUUCUAACUCAUUGUUGGUAGAGUUCUCUUUAAUGCAACAUUACUCCCUUCCUGCAAUGUAAUUUGUUUUAAGAAAUCAAUUGUCUUCUAACUGCAUUUGUUGUUUGCAGUCUCCCAUGAUAAGACGGCCUCCUACUGUUAUUUGUUAUAUUUGUGGCCGUGAGUAUGGAACCCAUUCCAUAAGCAUCCAUGAACCACAGUGUCUGAAAAAAUGGCAUAUUGAGAACAAUCAACUGCCAAAACAUUUGCGAAGACCUGAACCUGUGAAGCCAGUUGCCACUCCCAUAGGAGCCAAAGGUUACUAUGAUCUUGAUGCUUUAAAUGAGUCUGCUUGGCAAAGCGCCCAGAGUCAGCUGGUUCCAUGUGGUAUUUGUGGCCGUACCUUCCUGCCAGACAGACUGAUCGUCCACCAGCGUUCAUGUAAACCAAAGAUACCAAAAUAAAGUGCUCCUCAUGUCAAGGAUUUAAAG